Molecule: messenger RNA, 549 nt
Organism: Exophiala spinifera
Lineage: Eukaryota; Fungi; Ascomycota; Eurotiomycetes; Chaetothyriales; Herpotrichiellaceae
Exons: 1
Coding region: 1-549 (182 amino acids)
Source: RefSeq, a predicted model, not a curated record
AUGACCCAUACAUCAACAACACGAUCACCGGCACCGGCGAUACCUUUUCCACCACAACCCAACAACGUCACGCAGCUCCAGGUAUUACAGGGACAGGUACCAUCACUUGCUGCGCAGGUUGAUCAGAGACAAUGGCCUCCUGGAAAAGGGUUCUGGAUAGGAAUCGCAUUUUUGAUCUUCUUCACAAUCAUCGUGGUAUCAAUAUACUCGUACCUCGCUUCUCCGUUCUGGUUUGGUUGGAUGAAAGAGCUUUGCGGGUUCCCACCGAGUAAACACACGCCGAUCUCACGACGUCCUAUACCGAACGCGGAUUUGGAGAGUGGUGACGGUGGUGCUGGCGGUAUUGAGAUCACUCGACCUGAAGCUGCUCAUUUAUCAUCCUCACCGUCAAAAGACCCGCUGCCGCAGUACUGGCCUGGUAGCAACUUUAGCCACGACGUGUUGUCGGGCCUGUUGGAUUUGAAUAUGGAUGCUGCUCAUUGCGGGUCAAGACCACCUUCAUACCGGUCUAGAUUGACGCUCGACGUGGAAUUGAUGUCAAGGUCCUAG